UCUUUAUCUUUUAGUAUCUUUUAUCUUUCGCUCUAUAUACAGGCAUGCAUGCAUAGAGCUUAAGAGAUAGUACAAAACAAAUUAAUUAGAUUAUUAGAAGGAUGGAAAAUCCGAUGAAGACUAAGAGCUUCGAAGAGAGUGAAGAGGUAGAGCUAAGAAGAGGGCCUUGGACUUUGGAGGAAGACACUCUUCUCACAAAUUACAUCCUCCAAAACGGUGAAGGCCGAUGGAAUCUCGUCGCCAAAUGUGCUGGGCUAAAGAGAAACGGAAAAAGUUGUAGACUGAGAUGGUUGAAUUACUUGAAACCCGAUACCAGACGAGGGAAUCUAACUCCCCAAGAACAGCUUUUGAUUCUUGAGCUGCACUCUAAAUGGGGUAAUAGGUGGUCCAAGAUUGCACAGUACUUACCAGGAAGAACGGACAACGAGAUCAAGAACUAUUGGAGAACGAGAGUUCAGAAGCAAGCUCGACAGCUCAACAUCGAAUCUAAUAGCGACAAGUUCUUUGACGCUGUUCGUAGUUUCUGGGCCCCAAGAUUGAUCGAGAAGAUGGAGCAAAACUCAUCCACUAAUUGCUGUCCCCAAAACAACAACAACAACAACAAUAACUCUCUUCUUCCUCCUCAAUCAUACGACUCCAUGAGUACACAAACAUAUACAGAUACCUCGGGUCAGAACCCGGGUUUGAGCAACAUGGAUGGUUCUAGUUCGAGUUCCACUUUCAUGCCUGACCUCAUGACAGGUCCACACUUUAUAGAUCCCAACACCAUCAUUGAUGGUUCUAUGUGUUACCAGGAAGGCAAUUAUCAAGAACUCGGCGGAUAUAUUCCUCGGAUGGAAGAAUAUUUUUACAUGGGAAAUUCAGACAUAGGAACGGAAUACCACGUGGCAGAAGCGUACGAGGAUGUCACACAAGAUCCCAUGUGGAACAUGGAUAACAUUUGGCAGUUUAGGGAGUAAUUAAGUCAAUCAAGAGAUAAGAGUAUGCUUAAUUAGGGUGGAGGGGACCCACGCUAAUUAAGUUCAUGAUCCAAAGUUAGGUGGCUAAAUCAUAUAUACAAUGAGGCACUUUAGCCUCUCCUAAGAGUUUUAUUCUAUGCUUUUAGUUUGCAUAUAUAUAUAUAUAUAUAUAUAUUUAUAAUGAUAGUUUGUAUAGGUCUUUGAAUUCAUGAUUUUGUAUUUCAUAUGUUUCUUUAUGUAAUUUUA
This is a messenger RNA of Raphanus sativus (radish), 1205 nucleotides long. RefSeq names its product transcription factor MYB62-like. The coding region runs from base 102 to 959 and encodes 285 amino acids. Gene Ontology annotation, cellular component: nucleus. The transcript is spliced from 3 exons. NCBI's taxonomy places the organism in Eukaryota, Viridiplantae, Streptophyta, Magnoliopsida, Brassicales, Brassicaceae. The record is from RefSeq and is a predicted model, not a curated record. Gene Ontology annotation, biological process: regulation of DNA-templated transcription. Gene Ontology annotation, molecular function: DNA-binding transcription factor activity; sequence-specific DNA binding.